GAUGCCCUUGUGGAGUGGGGUGUACCGACGGCAGUAGUUAGUAACCAGUCGUCGACUCGACAGACAGCCGCGCUACUGACAACACGAAUUGGUCCUCAAUACCCACGCCUCUAGCUUCCUCGCACGCGGGAAACCAUGGAUGCCUGCGUCGCUGCCUCGCUCUCCGCUCCCCAGUGCGCUCUCACCGCCGCCGGAAGCUCCUUAUCGAGCUCCACCGCGUCUCGCGCUCUGGUCCAAUGCAGCGCUUUCCGCGGCACCCCGCUUCGCACGCCGUCGCUGGCCGCCAGUCGCAGGCGAGUAUCCCCGGUAGAGCAGCGGCAGGCAAUUAGAAACGGGCUGUUCGAUUUCCUGACGGCCUUCACGGGCCCGAAGGUGAGCGACGAGCAGCGCGAGGCGCUUAAGGAGGAUCUGCUAGCCGCCAUCGAGCCGCUCGAGCGAGGCCUCGCCGCCUCGGAGGACGACCAGCAGGCCGUCGAGGAGCUGGCGGCGCAGCUGGAGGCGGUGAAUCCGACGAAGCAGCCGCUGCGGUCGCCGCUGAUCAACGGCAAGUGGAAGCUGCUGUACACCACGUCCGACACCAUCCUCGCGCGCAAUAGGCCGUUCUUCCUGCGCCCGUCGGGCCCCAUCUUCCAAGCCAUCGACGCCGAGACUCUGCAGGCGCGCAACCUCGAGACGUGGCCCUUCUUCAACCAGGUGCAAGCCACGCUGACACCGACGUCUGCCUCCGCCGUGGACGUCAAGUUCGACGUUUUCAAAAUCCUCUCGCUGAUCCCCAUCAAGGCGCCUGACUCGGCAAGGGGGUCCCUUGAAAUCACCUACCUGGACGAUGACCUCAGGAUCUCGCGGGGUAACAAGGGCAACCUCUUCGUGCUUGCCAUGGAGGAUGCAUCGUACCGCAUCCCCCUGGCAGAGGAAGAGAGCGAGGAGGAAGAGGAGUGAACAUGGGCGAUGAAGGGCCAUCACAUGAGAUUGUUCAGCUUGAUGACAUCAAGCUGUGGUGGACAGAUACAACAAAUGCGUUGCAAUGUAGUGUAAUCAUUCCACAUUCAGCAGUAAAAGAAAUGUCCGGGACAUCCAGCAUACCGUAUGGAGGACUAUCAGCAAUGCUAUUUGACAGUGUUCUACUGUUGCACAUUAUAUGUUCUGUCUGCUUCUACGCAUAAUAGCUGAUGAA
This is a messenger RNA of Closterium sp. NIES-67, 1174 nucleotides long. NCBI's taxonomy places the organism in Eukaryota, Viridiplantae, Streptophyta, Zygnematophyceae, Desmidiales, Closteriaceae. The record is from the annotation of a GenBank genome assembly.